This is a messenger RNA of Dromaius novaehollandiae (emu), 3003 nucleotides long. Its product is annotated as cell cycle checkpoint protein RAD17-like. Gene Ontology annotation, cellular component: nucleus; Rad17 RFC-like complex. The transcript is spliced from 16 exons. The coding region runs from base 372 to 2450 and encodes 692 amino acids. Gene Ontology annotation, biological process: DNA repair; DNA damage checkpoint signaling; mitotic DNA replication checkpoint signaling. Lineage: Eukaryota; Metazoa; Chordata; Aves; Casuariiformes; Dromaiidae. The record is from RefSeq and is a predicted model, not a curated record. Gene Ontology annotation, molecular function: chromatin binding; DNA clamp loader activity.
GGCCGAGGAGGCGCGCAGGCGCGCCCCGGACGCCUAAGAGCCGCGGGCGGGGAAGGACUCCCGGGAGGGAGCUUGGCGGUGCGGCCUGAUCCUGCUCGGCUUGGCCUGGCGGUGCCUCUCGCGUGUCGGUGACCGGUUGCCGCUGCUGCCGCCUCGGCCCGCCCAGGCCCUCGCGGGGAGCGGAGGGGAGCGGCCGCCUCAGGCUGGGCGAGGCUGCGGCAGCGCCGGGUGGGCCAGGCCGGGGCGCCGCGCGCCGCCCCCCCGGGAACGGGGCUGGGCUCGCGGCCCCGGCGCCACCCGCCGCCCCCGGCUGCGGGUCGCGGGCCGGCGGCGCGGGGCCGAGCGGCGGAUGGGCCCCCCUAGGGCGGAGGAUGUCAGGGCGCUCCGCGGGAAGGCAGGCGGCGCUGGCGGAGGUAACGGGUUGGUUGGCGCAUUCAUUUGAUGACUUCUUUGGAAACACAAAUACUUCUUCUAGCACAGUUCCUGUGAAUGCACUAGAAGGCAGCACUGGAAGAAACCAGCACCAGAAGAAGAAAGACCUAUCUUCUUUGCCAGCAAGUAGCAAGAACAAGGUUCUUCCCAGAAAAAGGGCAAAGUCAUCUUCAGUAGAUUUGUCUUGUAGCCGAUCCAGACAAAAUCAAAGCCAAUCUCAAGAUGAGCCAUGGGUAGAUAAAUACAAACCUGCAACUCAGAAUGACCUUGCUGUGCAUAAGAAGAAAAUUGAAGAAGUUGAAGCCUGGCUAAAAAUGCACAUAUUUCAGAGGCAACCAAAGCAGGGUGGCUUUGUUUUGCUGUUAACUGGUCCACCUGGUUGUGGAAAGACUGCAACUAUACAGAUGUUAGUGAAAGAUCUUGGCAUUCAGGUGCAAGAAUGGACCAAUCCAAUAUCUUUAGACUUUACAAAAGAAGACUUAAAAAGUAUAUUUGGCCAUGACUCAAAUUUUCAUACAUUUCCAAGUCAGGCCCAAGCAGCUCUCUUUCAAGAUUUUCUUUUAAGAGCAAAUAAGUAUAACAAACUUCAGAUGCUUGGGGAGUCCUCAGAAAAUGAUAAAAAGCUUAUUCUUAUCGAAGACAUACCUAACCAAUUCUAUCGAGACCCUAGCAGUCUACAUGAAAUUCUCAGGAGAUUUGUACGUACAAGUAGAUGUCCCCUUAUAUUUAUAAUCUCAGAUAACUUCAGUGGAGACAGCAACCAGAGGUUGCUAUUCCCAAAGGAAAUUCUAGAAGAGUUAUGUAUAUCUAGUAUUAGUUUCAAGCCUGUUGCACCAACAAAUAUGAUGAGAGUUCUUAAUCGAAUAGCUACAAUAGAAGCUACUAUGAAUAGAGAAAAGAAUUAUGUUCCUGAUAGAACCUCUCUGGAGUCAAUUUGCAGAGGUUGUUCAGGUGAUAUAAGAAGUGCAAUAAACAGUCUUCAGUUUUCUUCUAUGAAAGACUGCUCAUUGGAGGACAACUUUCGGUCAAAGAAAAAAGGGAGCUCCACACUGAAAUGUGAAGCAGUAGUAUCUAAAGCAAGAAAGAAAAAUAAAUCAGAUACUUUAGAAAAACAGGAGAUGCAAGCAAUUGGUGGCAAAGAUGCCUCCAUCUUUCUCUUCCAUGCUCUGGGGAAAAUAAUUUACUGCAAAAGAGAACCACUGUCAGAAUCAGAAUUUCCUCAGCUGCCUUCUCACUUAUCAGAAUAUCAUCGAGACACCUUGCUUAUUCAGCCUGAGGAGAUCGUAGAAAAAUCACAUAUGUCUGGAAGCAUGUUUAAUUUAUACCUUCACCAGAACUAUGUAGAAUUUUUUGCUAAUAUAGAUGAUGUUGUGAGAGCCAGUGAGUAUCUGAGCACUGCUGAUGUCCUUUGUAGUAAUUGGAAUUCACGACUUGUGAUGGAAAAAUACAGUGCAUCUGUGGCUACCCGAGGUGUGAUACAUUCAAAUACAACCAGGGCCUUUGCCCAGUGUCAAGGAGGAAUGGGGUUCCGCCCUUUACACAAACCCCAAUGGUUCUUUAUCAAUAAAAAGUAUCAAGAAAAUUGCCUUGCGGCAAAAUCUCUCUUUUCAAGCUUCUGUUUACCACCAGAGUGUCUUCAAACAGAGCUAUUGCCUUAUCUUGCUAUGCUGACAAAUCCAAUGAGAAACCAAGCUCAGAUUGCUUUUAUCCAGGAUGUUGGGAGGCUACCGCUGAAGAGACAUUUUGGCAGGUUAAAGCUUGAAACACUCACUGACAAAGAUCCUGGAAUACCAGACUUGUUCGUUAAUUAUGAGGGGGACCUUGCAGAUGUGAAUGCUGCGGAGACCGCUCUACAAAUGGAGAAAACCAAACCAAACGAGAAUGAAUCGGAUGGAUUUCCUCUUUCUUCUAGCCAGUGCAGCGGAAGUGAGCUACCUUGCAGUCAGCCUCAGCCUAUUGCAGCUCAAGCAAUCAUGGAGGACGAUGAAUUAAAAAUAGAGGAAUAUGAUACUGACUGAGUACAACAAAAUAUCAGCCACUGACUUACUCAAAUAGAUUAAUAUGCUACAGAGGCCUUUGCUAAAGAGGGCAUAGUCUGUACAGGAGUAUUCCUCCAACUACUUACAUGGGCUAGAAGGCCAAGUCUAAACAUGCAGUGUCAGCAUCAAGAAAAGUCUCCUCAGCUUUGCCUUAACUUUGCAGGAUCAGACCUGGACUGAAUAGUAACUAAUCACAAACUAUUCUCUGCCUGUCCUGAGCCAUGAAAGUAAUCUAUUUUGAUAAACAGAGAAUAAUAAAUGACAAACUGAAAUAGUUUGAAAGAGACUAUAGAUAAGCAGUGGGACACUUAAGUUAUUUUUUACACACUUUAAUUUUUUGUUAUGUACAGUAUGUUUCCUGAGAACACAUUUGUUAAGUUGUCAGCAUUUGAAGGUUUUAUUAAAAUUUAUACCUUCAAAAAAUUGCUGUUUGGAAGUUUGAACUUUUUGAAAGAAGAGACUGAAGUGUAUAUAUAAAAAUGUUUGAUAUCCAGUAUUGAUGAUGUAAAUAAAACUCCUAAUGUAUUAGUCA